Messenger RNA from Solea solea (common sole), 1829 nucleotides. It is a transcript of the gene ppm1ka, whose product is annotated as protein phosphatase, Mg2+/Mn2+ dependent 1Ka. Gene Ontology annotation, molecular function: cation binding; protein serine/threonine phosphatase activity. The transcript has 9 exons. Gene Ontology annotation, biological process: protein dephosphorylation. NCBI's taxonomy places the organism in Eukaryota, Metazoa, Chordata, Actinopteri, Pleuronectiformes, Soleidae. Bases 113 to 1246 code for a protein of 377 amino acids. The record is from RefSeq and is a predicted model, not a curated record.
AUAACACCCGGAGCGGCGGUGGGUGUCUGAUGGGGCAAAGCAGCUGCCGCAGCUUGGACACCAGUCGCCACGGAAACAGUUCAGGUGGGAAAAAAAUUGCAGAGAAAAAGUCAUGGUGUCGUCUUCAGUGCUACUGAACGUGCUGCGCCGCAGCUGCUCCAUCGGCACCACGCGACCCUUCAUCAAUGCACGGCGGUCGGCAGAACCUGCCAAAGCUUUAGAGCAGGUCGGCGGGGCUACGUCAGGGGUGAUGGGUGUGCGGCGGGCCAGCGGAUCAGUCUGUCUGGACAGUGACCGCUUGGUGACCUGGGACUCGUUUGGCAUCUGGGACAACAGGAUCGAGGAGCCAAUACUGCUGCCCUCUAGUGUGAGAUAUGGAAAACCAGUUCCACAGGUCAGUCUGUCCCGGGUGGGCAGUGCGUCGGUUCAGGGUCACAGGAAACAGAAUGAGGACCGUCUCCGCGUGGCCCGUAUCCAUGACAACCUGCUGUACUUUGCCGUGUUUGACGGCCACGGCGGCCCACACGCCGCCGACUACUGCUACACGUUCAUGGAGAAAUUUAUCAGAGAUGCUUUGGAGGAAGAAGACGAUCUGGAAAAAGUUUUAAAGAAAGCGUUUUUAGAUGCAGACAAAAGUCUUCACACACACCUGAGCUACUUCAAUGCAGCCUCCUUCCUGACCGCUGGCACCACGGCGACGGUUGCCAUGCUACGUGACGGUGUGGAGCUGGUGGUCGGGAGCGUCGGCGACAGUCGGGCCAUGUUGUGCAGGAAGGGAGGAGCCAAGAAACUCACCACAGACCACACACCUGACCUGAAGGACGAGAGACAACGGAUCUACAGGUUUGGGGGCUACGUGGCGUGGGACAGCGCGGGUCAGGCUAACGUUAACGGGCGCCUCGCCAUGACACGCAGCAUUGGUGACUUCCACUUGAAAAACAGCGGCGUCAUCGCCGAGCCUGACACGCGGCGAGUCAUGGUCCGGCACGCCAACGACUCCUUCCUCGCUCUGACCACUGACGGCAUCAACUUCCUGCUGAGUGACCAGGAGGUCUGCGAUGUCAUCAACCAGUGCCAGGACGCCACAGAGGCGGCAGACGUCAUCACUCAGCAGGCGCUGCAGUACGGCUCUGAGGACAACGCCACCGCUAUCGUCGUACCGCUCGGAGCGUGGGGGAAGCAACCGAGCUCCGCCGCCGCCUACAGCGUGAGCAGGAACUUCCUUUCCAGCGGGAGGUGGGCGUAGACAAUGGCAUUGAGCCAUUUUGCACUACUUUUUACAAAGGGGGGGGGGGGGGCACUAAUGAGCCAUUUUGCACUACAAAGUACCCUUAAGUUCUAAUUUGCGUGUCAAUUUUUGUCCAUUUUCAGCAACAUUUAGUGCUUCAAAAAUGCGAUUCUUUAGGGAAAAACAGCUAGCGACAGUUACAUUAGCUUAAACAGAACGUAUAUGUCACACUUAGCCACCAGGGGGCGACUCCACUGCUUAUAAAAACAAUGUCGUUUGAAUAUAAACAUCUAUUUUUAUGUGCAGCUGAUGAGCCGCAAGCGAACUGUGGUGCGUCACAGGAAUGUCCCGCCCUCCCCGGCACGGGGUGGGGGGCGUGAUGAGGCGUUCGGGUAUCGGUGGGUAAAUAUAGACGGGACUUCAUGUGACCACAAGGUGGUGUGACUGGAGUGAAGAGUGAAGUGGUGACACACACAAACUUGUGUGUUGUUAUUGUUAUUAAAGUCAGUUUUUUUUAAUACACGGAUCAAUAAUCACUUUAACCACUCAAUUAAAAGCAAGUUUGUGAAUAAAUAUGAAAACAAAUCAAAGUCAACAUAGA